AUGCCUUUCCCCUACGGCCUCUUCUUGGUUGCCAUUGUGACGCAAACAGCAGCCCAGAGACAACCUGACAUCCCUUACCAAAUUACCGCUGACUAUCCAGCCGGUUGUUAUGGAGGCCCUGGUCCAGGGGAUGGAAGCAACAUUGCCGAGCUUCAAGCGCCUUGCUGCAUUUACAACGUGAAGGGAUACACAGUCGGUGCAAGAGAAGCUCGGGUUUAUAGAGAAACUGCCGGUAUCAUACUCAACACCAACAGGCAUAAUUUAGCUGGCACCAUGCAAAUAAACGUCACUUUGAUGUUUAACAUCUCCCUGCUCCAACCCAAGUUCAUCGGUGCCGAAGUUGAGACGUAUGGAUUGGCUCACCUGAGUGUCGGCGAUGAAAAGCGAGAAUUCUACUUGUCCAUAGGCGGGGGCAACGUGAAACGCUCUUAUGGCACUGGAAUGAUGGUCUACACUCCAAUUAUUGAGGGUGGUUUUAUUCCUAACAAGGGGAGUGUUGUCCAUAUUUGGGGGGUAGAUACUCUAAAAGGUAUGGCUACCUCAUCCGGCCUGUUCUUAACUGCUACUCACAAGCCCGCCACCAAUGCAGAAGAGGUCAAUUUCUUUUCAACAACAGACCUUUACAUGGAGAAGAGAAAAGAUGGUUGGGGUUUCAAGUUGGAAUACUUCUUCGAUGAUUUGACUCAAAAAAUCAAAUAUUACGACAAGUAUGCUAUCCGCGGUUAUUUGCUGGACAAUAUUAUAGGGUGA
Messenger RNA from Perkinsus marinus ATCC 50983, 750 nucleotides. RefSeq lists its product as hypothetical. Lineage: Eukaryota; Perkinsozoa; Perkinsida; Perkinsidae. The transcript has a single exon. The record is from RefSeq and is a predicted model, not a curated record. The coding region runs from base 1 to 750 and encodes 249 amino acids.